Paramuricea clavata is the source of this 1778-nucleotide messenger RNA. The record is from the annotation of a GenBank genome assembly. Lineage: Eukaryota; Metazoa; Cnidaria; Anthozoa; Malacalcyonacea; Plexauridae.
AUGCAUCUAUGUACUGGACAAAGUAGAGUUGAAAAUUGGAAAGCUGAUGGGGGUGUUUUAAUAAUCACAUGGAGAUGCUGUCAUGGUCAUGGUGGGGUCUGGUCGUCAUCAAAGGUUUUAUGCGUAAAGAAGGAACAGAAUGUGUACACCACUACCAUAAUGAUAGCUGCAGCAAUUAUUAUAACAGGUGGCAAUUAUGAAAAGUUUGCACUAUUUUGCAAAUUUCUUGGUCUGUCAUUCAUCUCAAGGUCAACUUUUAUGAGAAUCCAAAAGAAGUAUGUGAUUCCUGAGUUCAAGAGAUUUUGGAAAGACAUGAAGGCAUCGAUAUGGAAAAUCUUUUUUGGGGAAAGCAUCAUUCUUUGCGGUGAUGGCCGAAAUGAUUCACCAGGUUUCAGUGCUAAGUAUUGUGUGUAUGUACUUAUGGAGCAGUUUGUCAAUGUAAUCGUAGAUAUCGAAGUUGUAGACAAGCGUGAAACUGGUGGGGUGUCAACCAAUAUGGAAGUUUUUGGACUGAAAAAACUGUUGGAACGUGUUGUUGGUGAGAUUGUUGUGUCAGAAAUUGUGACAGAUGCUUCCACGGCAGUUGCCGCACUGGUUAGAAGAAUGAAAGGUAUAAUAAUAGUAAUGGAUUAAAACAUGAAAAUUAGGUGCAGGAAAAAAAUUAUUUCAUGUCUUCCAAUUAUGUUUUAAUGCAUUGUGUCCUAAUGCACCUACAUUAUUAUUUUACUCUGUCUAAUGCCAGAUGAUUUUCAUAGACAAUCCUGUUCAUCAAGGGGAGAUGGCGCUGGCUCUUAUAAAUGGGUUAAUUAAUUAAAUAUAUUUUAUGGAUUUUUUAGAUAAGUAUCCUAAUGAAUUUGGUAACCUGUUUCAUGCGCUUGACAUUUGGCACAAAUCUGUAAAGUUGACAAAGAAGUUGUCAAAGGUGAUAUUUAACUUCACUCCCUUAUACAAUAUACUGUACGUUAUUGUGUCAUUUAGGAAUAUACAGUAAUCAUUAAAUUAAAUAAAACAUAAUCCCUUUAAGUGUUGAACAUGGGGGGAGGAUUAUUUUAGACAAAAAAAGUUUAACUAAAAUUUCUAGCUACAAACAUUGGUCAAAUGCUGACACCCUAAAAUCCUCUCGAGUGUCUGCGAAAGUACAUCAUCUUCGCUAUAGAGUCAUAUUUUCCUAAUUGAGAUGUUCGGUUUGAAUAUUUUUGGUUUUAGGCUGCAAAAAUUAAGGGUUGUGAGGUACUAAGCGAGUGGACCGAGCCAAUACGAAACCACUUCUGGUAUGUUGCACAAGAAAGUAAGGGCAACACAGAGAAAUUAAAGGUGAGGAAAGUACUAACUUUCACGUUAGAAUGUUACCCUUAUAUAUUAUAGUUAAUAUUAAUCAGGGUUUGAAUUAACAGUGUGAAAAUACUGGACCAAAUAGUGAACAUUGCACAUCACUUUUCCAAAUGUUCUGUGGAAAAUCAGACUUGGAAACUAUUGGGACUAUUUGCCUUAUAAAGUAGGGCAUAUUGGAGCUUAUUGGUUUAAUGAAUACACUUUAGGACAGCUGGUUUGGAGUUUUACAUCAUGUUGUUGGUGAACACGAAUGGGCAGAUGGUGAAUGCACACAUGGUCCUCUUGUUUCCACUGAAGAAAACAAGACCUUGAUGGAUAAGGGUUCCAAGGCAAUGGAGGCUUUGCGGAAAGUGGUGAUGGAUCCUCGCUUUCUUAAUGCUUUGCACCAUUAUGUAACAUUCAGGUAUAUUGACCGGUCAUGGGACUUUACAUUAAUAAAGGAAUAA